AUGGCGCUGGGUACGUCUGCCUAUGUUCCUUCGUCACAAGCAUGGUUCAAAAUACGCAAAGUGGAUAGAAGACCUUUAUUUUUAUCGUCCUAUUCCACAUCGGCAGGAGGAGCAUAUGACGUCAAGCGAUCAAAUCGCGGCAGACCGUUCAAGGUGCUGUUUUGUGGUACAGAUGAUUUUGCAUUGGAGUGUCUCGAAAAGCUACAUGCAAAUCCCGAUAUAUGCGAUCACAUUCAAGUCUUGACCCCGGCAGAUGCACCCAAUCGAUGGGAACGUUCAAAGAAGGUGGUAACGAUUCCACCCGUAAAAUCAUUCGCUCUUGUCAAUGGCUUGGCACAACAUACGAUCCCGGAAGGGGGUUUGGAUGAAUUCGAGAUCCCGAAAGAAUUCAUCAAAGAAGCAGAGAGUAGUAUCCUUUUGACUGUUUCUUUCGGUCAUCUUAUCCCGCCAAAGAUGCUGGAUCACUUUUUAUGGUCUAGACGAUUGAACGUUCAUCCGAGUCUUCUACCCGCAUUGAAGGGUGCUGCUCCGAUUCAAUGGGCUAUAGCAAGGGGCUUACAAGCUACCGGGGUAAGCAUUCAGACGUUGGGCACGUCAUUCGAUUCGGGCGAGGUGUUGAGCCGAGAAGAAGUCGCUAUCCCACCAAGUUCCAGCUAUAAAUCUUUGCGAGAGAUUAUCAAACCGAUCGCUGCUGAAAGACUGCUGUUUACGCUUUCAAACUUACAAGAAUGUGCAGAUACUGCAUGGAAGAAUAAAGACAGGCCAAAUGAAAUCGAACAAUCUCAUGCACCUAUGAUCAAACCACGAAUGACCUCUAUCCGCUGGAGCACAUGGAGUGCCAGUAAAAUCGAAGCGAGACAUAGGGCGAUGGGAUAUCUAUUCUCAUUAAGAACUGAAAUCAUCACGCAAACAGGAGAACGGGCAGCGGUUCUACUGAGGGAUGUAGACUUAUACCAUCAUGACCUUGACUCACCCGGCAAGCCUCUUUCGGAACAAGCGUUCCAACUAAUCAAAAAUGCAGAGCCUGGUGAGCUUGUGCAUGAUAAGGAGAGCAAUCGUGUUCUUUGCCGCUGCGCUCCUGAAGCUGAUGGAAAUGAGCAUAUCUUCCUCCAACUAAAAUCGGUGCAAACAGCAGGCAAGAAAGAGGUGCCUGCAGAUCAAUGGAUAAACGGUUACACAACCACGAAAGGAUCAAUUCGGACAGCAAGGUUUCUGGAUGCAAAUUGA
Molecule: messenger RNA, 1227 nt
Organism: Meira miltonrushii
Lineage: Eukaryota; Fungi; Basidiomycota; Exobasidiomycetes; Exobasidiales; Brachybasidiaceae
Product: Formyltransferase
Exons: 3
Coding region: 1-1227 (408 amino acids)
Biological process (GO): conversion of methionyl-tRNA to N-formyl-methionyl-tRNA; biosynthetic process
Cellular component (GO): mitochondrion
Molecular function (GO): methionyl-tRNA formyltransferase activity
Source: RefSeq, a predicted model, not a curated record